CAAGCGCCAGGGCUACAACUGCAUCCAAGUGAUGGCCAUCAUGGAGCACGCAUAUUACGCCAGCUUCGGCUACCAGGUGACCAGCUUCUAUGCGGCCUCCAGUCGUUUCGGUAACCCGGAGCAGCUGAAGCGCAUGAUCGACGUGGCUCACUCGCAUGGGCUCUUCGUUCUCCUCGACGUUGUCCAUUCGCACGCCUCCAAGAACGUCCAGGACGGCCUCAACCAGUUCGAUGGAACCAACAGUUGCUUCUUCCACGACGGAGCCCGUGGGGAGCACGCGCUGUGGGACAGCCGUCUCUUCAACUACGUGGAGUACGAGGUGCUGCGGUUCCUGCUGUCCAACCUGCGUUGGUGGCACGACGAGUACAACUUCGACGGCUAUCGCUUCGACGGAGUCACCUCCAUGCUCUACCACUCCCGGGGCAUCGGUGAGGGCUUUAGUGGCGACUACAACGAGUACUUUGGCCUGAACGUUGACACGGAUGCCCUCAAUUAUCUGGGGCUGGCAAAUCACCUGCUGCACACCCUAGAUCCGAGGAUUAUUACUAUUGCAGAGGAUGUAUCCGGAAUGCCAACCUUGUGCCGCCCCGUUUCGGAGGGCGGCAUCGGAUUCGACUACCGCCUGGGUAUGGCCAUCCCAGACAAGUGGAUCGAGCUCCUCAAGGAGCAGAGUGACGACGAGUGGAACAUGGGCAACUUGGUGCAUACGCUGACCAACCGCCGCUGGAUGGAGAAUACUGUUGCGUACGCAGAGUCCCACGAUCAGGCGCUGGUGGGCGACAAGACGGUAGCCUUCUGGCUGAUGGACAAAGAGAUGUAUACGCACAUGUCGACGUUGUCGGACCCAUCGGUUAUUAUUGACCGCGGACUGUCGCUGCACAAGAUGAUCCGCCUGAUCACUCACGCUCUAGGAGGUGAGGCGUACCUUAACUUCAUGGGCAACGAGUUUGGUCAUCCUGAGUGGCUGGACUUCCCACGCGUCGGAAACAACGACUCGUACCACUAUGCUCGCCGGCAGUGGAAUCUGGUGGACGACGACAUGCUGAAGUACAAGUACCUCAACGAGUUCGAUCGGGCCAUGAACGAGGCAGAGGAGCGCUUUGGGUGGCUGCAUUCCGGACCCGCCUGGGUCAGCUGGAAACAUGAGGGCGACAAAAUCAUCGCCUUCGAGCGUGCCGGCCUGGUCUUUGUCUUCAACUUCCACCCACAGCGGAGUUUCACCGGGUACCGCGUGGGCACCAACUGGGCGGGCACCUACCAGGCGGUGCUCUCCUCAGACGAUCCGCUCUUCGGCGGACACAACCGCAUCGAUGCCAACUGCAAGCACCCCUCCAACCCGGAGGGUUACGCCGGCCGAUCAAACUUUAUUGAGGUCUACACGCCCUCUCGCACGGUCGUGGUCUAUGCCCGCGUCAGUGACUAACUAAUAGUCGAGAUUGACUUCGGACCGGGUAUACAAAAGAAUGUUAAUGCCUAAACGAAUUUCAUAUAGUCAUAGUGUUUGUUAAUGUUACGAAUCGGGAAGCCAUCAUUGAAAUAUAUAUGCUCAUUGAGGUAUAGUUUUCUAAAA
Drosophila subpulchrella is the source of this 1570-nucleotide messenger RNA. RefSeq names its product 1,4-alpha-glucan-branching enzyme (gene AGBE). Gene Ontology annotation, cellular component: cytoplasm. The transcript is spliced from 2 exons. NCBI's taxonomy places the organism in Eukaryota, Metazoa, Arthropoda, Insecta, Diptera, Drosophilidae. Gene Ontology annotation, biological process: glycogen biosynthetic process. The coding region runs from base 32 to 1423 and encodes 463 amino acids. The record is from RefSeq and is a predicted model, not a curated record. Gene Ontology annotation, molecular function: 1,4-alpha-glucan branching enzyme activity; cation binding.